Molecule: messenger RNA, 2202 nt
Organism: Orussus abietinus
Lineage: Eukaryota; Metazoa; Arthropoda; Insecta; Hymenoptera; Orussidae
Product: fatty acyl-CoA reductase wat
Exons: 10
Coding region: 333-1925 (530 amino acids)
Biological process (GO): long-chain fatty-acyl-CoA metabolic process
Cellular component (GO): peroxisome
Molecular function (GO): alcohol-forming very long-chain fatty acyl-CoA reductase (NADP+) activity
Source: RefSeq, a predicted model, not a curated record
AGAACAAUCGUUAUAAGCAGCAUAAUUUAUCGACUCAAACUUAGAAAACCAAGCGGAGAUAAGGAAUAUUUUCAUUAAUGCUUCGAAAGUCCGACAGUCGUGUGUAUACGUUUAUAUUUGAAACAGGUAUUUUAUUGUUUCGUGCAUUGAUAGUGAUAUAAUAUUGAUUCCCGUGGUUCCAGUGAGUCAUCCAGCUUGUCGUUGUUUUCCAUUCUGAGGGCACGCAUUUCUCCCAUAAGAUGGUUCAUUUGGUUUGAUAGGACUUUUACCUGGUUCGGGGUUCGUUGGCUUCUUCUAAAAUUCUCGAAUAAACACGGCAAAUCCAUUUCAUAAUGACGGUACGAGGAAGUCAAUUAUACCUACAAGACAUGUUUGAUGAACCCGCUGAUCCUGCUGAUGAGGUGAGCGAGAUCGCGGAAUUCUUCGCGGGAUGCAACGUCCUUGUCACGGGAGGAUCCGGAUUUUUGGGGGAACUGUUGAUAGAAAAAUUAUUACGAUCAUGUACUGGCAUCAAGAAUUUGUACAUGCUCCUGAGAUCGAAGAAAGGAAAGUCUCCGGAAGUGCGGUUUAAGGAACUGUUCGAUAAUGUCCUGUUCGACAGGCUGAAGAAGGAGCAGCCCAACUUUGUACAAAAAGUGAUCAUAGUGGAGGGUGACGUCGGAGAAGAAUCUUUGGGGCUGUCCGAGGAAAACAGGGAACUUCUACUAAAUUCCAACAUCAUAUUUCACGGGGCAGCCACUGUUCGUUUCGACGAGAAGAUUCGUUUAGCCACGAACAUCAAUGUCAGGGGAACUAAGCAGCUCCUGUUGCUCGCCAGAGAGAUGCAGAAUCUCAAGGCAUUUGUUCACAUAUCGACGGCGUUUUCCCAAUGCGUCGUGAAAUUCAUCGACGAGAUCUACUAUAAACCACCGAUAGAAGGGGAUAAGCUCUUGACUCUGCUCGACGUCCUGGAUGAUGACGUACUCGAUCAUAUGACGCCUGCCCUCCUUGGCAAGUGGCCCAACACGUAUGCCUUUACAAAAGCCGUGGCAGAAGAUACCGUGCGACGUUACGGCAAGGGGUUGCCCGUCUGUAUAGUCAGACCGUCGAUAAUAAUUUCAACAUCCAAAGAGCCGAUUUCUGGAUGGAUCAACAAUAUCAACGGAGCAACGGCAGUCAGCGUGGGUGCAGGAGUCGGCUUACUUAGAACUAUCCACUGUGACAAGGACAAAGUGGCCGACAUCAUCCCCGGAGACUACGUCAUUAACAAUAUCAUCGCCGCGGCAUGGGGCGCCGGAAGGGCUGAGGACAUCAACCUGAACAUUGAUACCCUCUCCGAGUUAAAUGAAGAAAAGACAGACGAACCGCCGAUUUAUAAUGUGGUGUCGUCUUGUCAAGCUCCCAUCACGUGGGACGAAUAUAUGAACAAAAACAAGUUUUACUGUAAGCGUAUUCCCAGUAUGAAGUACCUAUGGUAUUUCGGUUUCACGUUUCAUAAGAAUCUGUGGAUGCACAAAAUCUACAUCCUCUUUCUUCAUCUAAUACCGGCUCUCAUAGUCGACAGUUUAGCAUACGUCAGUGGCCGAAAGCCAAUAUUGUGGAAUACGUACAAAAAAAUUCACAAACUUAUCGCAGUCGUCUCGUAUUUUACCACCCAGCAGUGGACAUUUCGCAACAGAAGAGUUCAAAAGUUAUGGGAACGGCUUCGUCCUGCCGACCGGAAAAAGUUUUUCUUUUCCAUUGAAGAAAUCAAUUGGGAUGAGUACUGGUGUCCUUACGUCCGUGGUAUUAGAUUGCAUAUUUUGAAAGACCCCCUGGAUACUUUGGACAUGGCCCGAAUUAAGUACAGAAAGUUGACAAUCGCCCACUACACGAUAUCGACAGUCGCAGUUCUUUUAUUGGCCUGGGCCCUUAUAGCGAUUGUGCGCUGUGUCACAGGCUGGUAACAACAAAUGAAGAUGCAUUUCUUUUUUUUUUGAUUGAGAUAUCAGUUCACGUCGAUCGUUGCGUAUGUGUCAUUAUGCAUACACCUAAAUUCGAGAUCAUUAAACCCUUUACGGAUCGUUAUCGGUGAUAACAGGAAAUUAAUAUCUGUGUGUUGCGUCAUGUGUUAUGUCAAUGUUAAUGUUAACCUUUAAAAUAUUAUAUUUUCAUUGUCUACCUGCAUUAAUUUGCAUUAUAUGGCUAACGGUAAACGAUGCGAAGUAUAUGAUAAAAUUCUUA